AUGGCCGAGAAACGGCGCUCGCCGUGCGCGCUCAGCGUCAAGGCGCACGCCUUCUCGGUGGAGGCGCUCAUCGGGGUGGAGAAGAGGCGCAGGACGGCCGGGGAAGGCGCGACGUCGCCCGGCUACGAUGUCCCGAGAACGCCGGCCAGUCCCGAACCUCCGGCGGCGACCAGGGCUCACAGCAGCGAGGCGGACUAUGCCAGCGACGGAUCCCAGAGCGAAGAUGCGCUCGUGUUGAGCCCGCAGCCCGCAGCCGUUUGCGGGAGCGAGGACCCACGCGUGGAGCUCCAGGGCUCGGACCUGUGGAAACGCUUCCACGAGAUCGGCACGGAGAUGAUCAUCACUAAGGCUGGAAGGCGGAUGUUCCCUGCUAUGCGUGUGAAAAUGUCCGGGUUGGACCCACACCAACAGUAUUACAUCGCCAUGGAUAUCAUCCCCGUGGACAACAAACGAUACAGGUACGUGUAUCAUAGCUCCAAGUGGAUGGUGGCCGGCAACGCCGACUCACCGGUACCACCCCGGGUCUACAUCCAUCCGGACUCGCCCGCUUCCGGGGAGACGUGGAUGCGACAGGUGGUCAGCUUUGACAAACUCAAGCUCACCAAUAACGAGCUCGACGACCAGGGACAUAUAAUCCUGCACUCUAUGCACAAGUACCAGCCGCGGGUGCAUGUUAUCCGAAAGGAGUGCGGCGAGGAGUUGUCCCCCGUGAAGGCCGUACCUGCCGGGGAGGGCAGUCGAACCUUCUCCUUCCCUGAGACCGUCUUCACCACUGUCACGGCGUACCAAAACCAACAGAUAACGAGACUGAAAAUCGACAGAAACCCUUUUGCUAAAGGCUUCAGAGACUCUGGUAGGAAUCGGAUGGGUCUGGAAGCCCUGGUGGAGUCGUACGCCUUCUGGCGGCCGUCGUUACGGACGCUCACCUUUGACGACAUCCCCGGCAUGGCCAAACAAGGAGUCCCGGGAACCCACGGAGGUGUCGGCGCAUCAGCACACCUGCUCUCGCCUUCGCCGUGCUCGUCACCCUUCCAGGUGUGCCCCCUGAGCCCGAGCGACUUCACCUGUAGCCGUCCGACCCUCCCACUCCACCGCUACGCCACCCCUACGGAGCCGUUCCAGCCACCACGUGGCCCGGCGUCCUUCGAGAGUGACACCUUCUGCCCUCUCCCACUUCCCACGUCGCAACUGGGCUACCUGUCCGGCCCCACCCCGCAGAGCUACUCUGGCCUCCGCCUUCACACGCCUCCCUACGGUCUCUAUGGCUACACCUUCCCGCCCUCGCCCCGCCUAGCCGCCAGCCCGGACAAAAUGGGCGCCAUGGCCAACCAGCAAAACGCCCUGCUGGGUUCGUCCCCUAGCGGGACGCUCACGGACAGCCUUGGGGUGCUUGCCGCAGGACAGCAGGGCUUCUUGUUCGACUCUCGGACUUUGGGGCUGGCAGGUAGCCCAUCGGGCAGCGGAGGCUCGCAGGUCGCGGCCCACCUGGGCUGA
Molecule: messenger RNA, 1494 nt
Organism: Nerophis lumbriciformis (worm pipefish)
Lineage: Eukaryota; Metazoa; Chordata; Actinopteri; Syngnathiformes; Syngnathidae
Source: RefSeq, a predicted model, not a curated record